AUGACUGAUGUGGAAACUACAUAUGCAGAUUUUAUUGCUUCAGGAAGAACUGGUAGAAGAAAUGCAAUACAUGAUAUCCUGGUUUCCUCUGCAAGUGGUAACAGCAAUGAAUUAGCCUUGAAAUUAGCAGGACUUGAUAUUAACAAGACAGAAGGUGAAAAGGAUGCCCAGCGGAGUUCCACAGAACAGAGUGGGGAAGCUGAGGGGGAAGCGUCCAAACCCCAAAGCUAA
Pipistrellus nathusii (Nathusius's pipistrelle) is the source of this 231-nucleotide messenger RNA. Lineage: Eukaryota; Metazoa; Chordata; Mammalia; Chiroptera; Vespertilionidae. The record is from the annotation of a GenBank genome assembly.